GUAUUUAAUUACCCCCUCACCUCUUAGGGUUUCUCUUUGCAUCUGCUUCAAUGGGAAAGGGAACAGGGAGUUUCGGUAAGAGGAGGAACAAGACUCACACUCUCUGCGUGAGGUGUGGCCGCCGCAGUUUCCAUCUCCAGAAAAGUCGCUGCGCUGCUUGUGCGUUCCCAGCUGCCCGCAAGAGGAAAUAUAACUGGAGUGUCAAGGCAAUCCGAAGGAAGACUACUGGAACUGGUAGAAUGAGGUAUCUCCGACAUCUUCCUCGCAGGUUUAAGAGUGGCUUCAGAGAAGGCGCUCAAGCGACACCAAGGAAAGCAGCUGCAGCAUCAAGUUAAGUGGUCAGAGGUUCAUAAUGGGCAUAAUUUGUAGUUUUAAAUUGAAUUCUAUGUGCUUGAGACAGUUUUUUCCAUGGGAAAGUUUUGAAGGAUUUUCAUUAUGUUUUCAUGCUCCAUUGAUUUUUAGUUUCACUUACUAAGUAGAUACUUUAAUUUUGGGCCACAUGGAUGAUGCCAUUGUUGUUUGUUGAUCCGUUGGUUCCUUGUGCUUUAAUGAGACUAGAUGUGUUUCUUCUUCUCGAUGAGAUGGAUUUAUUAUUUUUAAUAAGGGAGUACUAGCAGUGACAACAGAUCUUCUAAGAUA
Carica papaya (papaya) is the source of this 639-nucleotide messenger RNA. RefSeq names its product large ribosomal subunit protein eL37z. The record is from RefSeq and is a predicted model, not a curated record. Gene Ontology annotation, cellular component: ribosome; cytosolic large ribosomal subunit. Gene Ontology annotation, molecular function: structural constituent of ribosome; RNA binding. Lineage: Eukaryota; Viridiplantae; Streptophyta; Magnoliopsida; Brassicales; Caricaceae. Gene Ontology annotation, biological process: translation.